UGAAAUUAAUCACGGUUAAAAUUUAACCGAACUUUGUGCAACCGGGCCAUAGACUUCAUGGUAGCCUAUAUCUAGAAAUUAUAAAAUAUCCCAGUUAAACUAAUGUUAAAUCUAUUUUUUCAGGAACAGAAGCCAAUCCCAGAAAUCCAAGAUGAUGAGGUACUCAUCAAGAUGGCGUGCGUUGGAAUCUGUGGCUCAGAUGUGCACUACCUAGUUCACGGACGAAUUGCUGACUAUGUGGUCGAUAGUCCAAUGAUCAUAGGUCAUGAGGCAAGCGGCACUGUUGUUAAAACUGGAAAGGACGUAUCCAAUCUUAAAGAAGGUGAUAGAGUAGCAAUAGAGCCAGGCGUCUCGUGUAGAAAAUGCCGAAUUUGCAAGGAGGGCAGAUACAACUUGUGUGCUGGCAUGCGUUUCUGUGCGACUCCUCCUUACGAUGGCAAUCUGUGUCGUUAUUAUGCGCAUGCGGCUGAUUUUUGCUACAAGUGCCUUGACUUGGGAAUAUUUCCUGAUGAGCUCAAAAGAGUUAAGGUGAUACCAGUUCACAAGAAAGGAGAUAAAUCAAACAUAGAUAACUACAGGCCGAUAUAUCUGUUGGAUUUCAAACUGGAGGUAGCCAAGGAGCUAGGGGCCGACCACACUCUGCUCGUAGCACCAAAUGACGAUGAGAAGGUAGUCACGAAGAAGAUCCAGGAAAUACUUGAAGGCAACCUUCCUGACAUCACUGUUGAUUGCAGUGGAUUCGAGUCAACCAUUAAAUUGGGACUACAGGCCACCAGGAACGGAGGAACUUUGGUGUUAGUAGGAAUGGGCGCACAAGAAGUGAAACUGCCUCUUCUGGCUGCAAUGUGCCGAGAAGUUGAUAUCAAAGGAGUAUUUCGUUAUGCAAAUGACUAUCCGGUUGUUUUAUCAAUGAUAUCUUCAGGCAAAUUGAAUCUGAAGAAGCUGAUAACACACAAAUUCAAUCUUGAGGAAACACUGGAAGCUUUCAACACAGCCAGGACUGGGAAAGGCAAUCCUAUCAAAGUGAUGAUUUACUGUGAUAAAAAUUUGAAUCGAUGAAUUUUUCAAAACGUAUUAUUCCAUGGUUAGUUUAAUUAUUAAAUAUCAUUUAUUAUUUAGUUCAACUGUAGAUAUUGUUGAUUUCCAGUUACAUAAUGAUUGGAACAGAUACAUGCGGUUGAGUAGUACAUAAGACUGUAUUAUAGAUAUAUUAUAUAAGUUUACAUUUUAAACACUGUACUUGUCGCGUUUAAUACUACUAGUUUCAGAGAAAAUAUAUUUUUGUUAUGAUGUUAUUAAAUAAAUAUGAAAAAGCAAGUGAAUUGUA
This is a messenger RNA of Nilaparvata lugens (brown planthopper), 1327 nucleotides long. Its product is annotated as sorbitol dehydrogenase-like. Lineage: Eukaryota; Metazoa; Arthropoda; Insecta; Hemiptera; Delphacidae. The transcript has 7 exons. Gene Ontology annotation, biological process: D-sorbitol catabolic process. Gene Ontology annotation, molecular function: L-iditol 2-dehydrogenase (NAD+) activity; zinc ion binding. The record is from RefSeq and is a predicted model, not a curated record. The coding region runs from base 103 to 1059 and encodes 318 amino acids.